AUGGCACCCAAGAAGAAGCUGCAAGGCCUUGUGGCGGCCACGGUCACCCCCAUGACUCAAAACGGAGAAAUCAACCUGUCUGUGAUUGGCCAGUAUGUGGACUAUCUGAUAAGCGAGCAAGGUGUGAAGAAUGUAUUUGUGAAUGGGACAACAGGAGAAGGUCUGUCCCUGAGUGUUCAAGAGAGGAAAUGGCUUGCAGAGGAAUGGGUGGCCAAGGGGAAGGAUAAGCUGGAUCAUGUCAUUAUUCAUGUGGGGGCCCUGAGUCUGCCAGAAUCAAAGGAACUGGCAAAGCAUGCUGCUGAAAUAGGAGCAGACGGCAUAGCUGUCAUUGCCCCGUUCUUCUUCAAACAGGUGAACAAAGAUGGGCUUGUUGCCUUCUUGCAUGAUGUGGCAGCUGAAGCUCCAGACGUCCCGUUUUAUUAUUACCAUAUUCCUCCCUUGACUGGAAUAGAAAUUUGUGUUGAAAAGCUACUAGACGGGAUGAUGGAGCAGAUCCCCACCUUUCAGGGGGUGAAGUUCAGUUGCACAGACCUCUUCGACUUUGGACGGAGUAUCAAGAAAAAUGACCAAGGCCAGUUGGUGCUUCUGUAUGGUGUGGAUGAGCAACUCUUGAGCGCACUGGCCAUGGGAGCGGACGGGGCAGUUGGCAGCACAUAUAAUUACCUGGGCAGGGCAAAUAACUUACUACUGGAAGCUUUCAGUAACGGAGAUAUUGUCUUAGCACAAAAAUACCAGUUCUCUAUUCAGGAUUUCCUCAGCUUUGUAUUUGCACAAGGCUUCGGUGUUCCACAGACCAAAGCAGUGAUCACUUUGGUUUCGGGGAUAGCAAUGGGUCCCCCGCGGCUUCCCUUGUCGAGAGCCUCUGAGGAAUUCAUUGCCAAAGUAAAAACCAGACUGGAGAGUGUGAAGAACUGCCCGUACAGUUAA
This is a messenger RNA of Euleptes europaea (tarantolino), 927 nucleotides long. It is a transcript of the gene NPL, whose product is annotated as N-acetylneuraminate pyruvate lyase. Gene Ontology annotation, biological process: N-acetylneuraminate catabolic process. The transcript has 11 exons. Lineage: Eukaryota; Metazoa; Chordata; Lepidosauria; Squamata; Sphaerodactylidae. The record is from RefSeq and is a predicted model, not a curated record. Gene Ontology annotation, molecular function: 4-hydroxy-tetrahydrodipicolinate synthase activity; N-acetylneuraminate lyase activity. Bases 1 to 927 code for a protein of 308 amino acids.